AUGGAGAAUUUGGAUUAUCUGGGACCCAAGGAAGUUUACAGCAAUCUAUGGAUUGCAUACAGUGGUGACCAGAAGAGCUCAUGGACUAAAUUGAAAGCUAUGCAUAAUAACAUUCACGACCCUUGGUUAGUUAUGGGGGAUUUCAACGCCAUCAUGAGGGUGGAAGAUAGAAUAAUUGGUUCAGAAGUUCAGGAAUAUGAGGUGAAAGAUUUCAGGGACUUUAUGUUGGAUACUGGAAUGCAUGAAUUGCAGACUAUAGGGAGGGAAUACACUUGGACAAAUAACCACAUUUACAGUAUCAUUGAUAGAGCACUUGCUAAUGCCACAUGGAUGACCUCAAUGAAUGCGUUGAAUGUCCAAAUUCUAGAACCUGGGUUUUCAGACCAUUCCCCAGUGUGUAUUAGGUUCAACGGACAGGGCAGUAGUGGAGGCAAGCCUUUCAGAUUUUUCAAUUGUAUGGAAGAACAUGUUUUAUUUGCUAGUACUGUUGAGGAAUAUUAG
Messenger RNA from Lycium barbarum (goji berry), 501 nucleotides. RefSeq lists its product as uncharacterized. The transcript is spliced from 2 exons. Gene Ontology annotation, molecular function: catalytic activity. NCBI's taxonomy places the organism in Eukaryota, Viridiplantae, Streptophyta, Magnoliopsida, Solanales, Solanaceae. Bases 1 to 501 code for a protein of 166 amino acids. The record is from RefSeq and is a predicted model, not a curated record.